ACGUCAAAUCGCUGUCAUCGCCAUUGUUUACAUUUUUAAUCCGAAGCAAAACAUUAAACAGGCGUGUAUGUCUGAAAAAGCAUAAAGAUUGCGUGUAGUAUUUAUCCUUUAUUCCACAAUUUUAAGUAUUAAAAAGUAGCUUUUUCACAAAAAGCGUAACUUCUUUCCGGAAAGUGAAUCUCGCAAACCGCUAAAACCAUGGUCACAAUCGGAGAAGCCUUCGCCCCGGUAGAAGGCAUCAUUUACUGGGCCAGUGAGGUCAAACUUACAAUCGGGACCAGUGUCGUCGAACCGGUAGGAGAUCUCUACGCUACUGAUAGUUCGUUGAUAUGGACCUGUCAGGCACGCAACAGCAGUAUUUCCAUUCCAUGGCCUAGAGUUGGGGUCCAGGCGGUGUCUCACAAUCCGGAAAAGUGCAUUUACUUGAUGUUGGACAUCAACCUGGUUUGGCCGGGCUUCUACGAAGUCGCAGCUCAGCAGAAUGGCGACGAGGAAGGCGAUGGAGAUGAUCUGGACGAGGGCCAUGAAUCGGGUGGAUCGGAAAACGAAAUGACGGAAAUGUGGUUGCAACCGCCGAGGCCGGAAAUGGUCGACGAGAUGUACCUAGCUUUCCGGGAAGGCCAGGUGCGAAAUCCCGAUCCAGGCGAUAUCAGCGAGGAUGAGGACUACAUGGAAGCCGAGGAGGAUGAUCUCCAAGAGGUGGAUGACAUGCGGAACCUUCAACUAGAUGAUAACAAUCCUGACUCUAAUUGCAGACGAGGAUAAGUACGCCGAUGCAGAGGAAUGAGCAGCAAACCCAUAACAUCAUGUCUCAGACGCCAGAGUGAAACAUUAUUGAAGUUAAUGCGUUUUUAUUAUUAAGAAAACUUUUUGCAGAAGGAACAAAAGUUAGGUGAAAAGGGUUGAAUGGCACGAGCAGAGGAACCGCCAUGCGGUUCUCUUCGCUUCAGCCUUCGCGAGUGUCGAAGAAAUAGUCUCUAAACUCAAAGUUUUCUGAAGAAAACAUUAUCAAUUCCAGAUGUUAGCUUGUAGACUUAAGCAUUAUUGAAUUGGUGAGCAAUUUAACAGAAACUCAAGCUUAUUGGAAAUAAAUACUUUUGAAAAAUUAA
Uranotaenia lowii is the source of this 1109-nucleotide messenger RNA. RefSeq names its product methylosome subunit pICln (gene icln). Lineage: Eukaryota; Metazoa; Arthropoda; Insecta; Diptera; Culicidae. The transcript has 4 exons. Gene Ontology annotation, biological process: mRNA cis splicing, via spliceosome. Gene Ontology annotation, cellular component: spliceosomal complex; cytosol. Bases 199 to 765 code for a protein of 188 amino acids. The record is from RefSeq and is a predicted model, not a curated record.